CGAGUCAGACAGGGUGGUAUUGUGAAAUAUUUGGAAAAUUCCAAAUACGCGUGUGCUUGUGUCACUUAUUCGUACUUACGACAGUUGUCCAUCGUAUUCUUCUUCUUCGUCUCCCAAGAGAAAAGUAGCAAUUAGUAAUCAAUUCCUAAAUUUCGUGAACAAUCCAAUAUUGAUUGACUUCUCUCUGAGAAAUCUGUUGUGAUAUAGAAGCAAGAACCUCUUAUCUUUCUAUGAUUGUCUGAGAAAUGAGUAAGAAGUCAGAAGAAACAGAAGCUUCAGCUUCCAGCAUCACUAGAGGAACCAGCUUCCUUGACAAGAUAAAGAAUGUUACAUGCCUUAAUUCGUCAUCUUCAGACUCAGGAAAAGGUAGAAGCAAGUCCUCUUCUAUCAGAGUGGCCCAUGGGUUCCAUUUAGUCCAAGGAAAAUCUGGUCAUGAUAUGGAAGACUACCAUGUUGCUGAGUACAGAAAAAGAAAAAACCACGUCCUUGGAUUGUUUGCUAUCUUCGAUGGUCAUUUGGGCGAUCGCGUCCCUACUUACUUGAAAGAAAACCUUUUCAACAACAUAAUUGAAGAGCCGAGUUUCUGGAAAGACCCCAAGACAGCAAUAAGGAAUGCUUACUGCUCCACAGAUAAGUUUAUUUUAGAUAAUUCCAUGCAAUUAGGGCCGGGUGGGUCGACUGCAGUAACUGCAAUAGUCAUUGACGGCAAAGACUUAUGGGUGGCAAAUAUUGGUGACUCAAGAGCUGUUGUGUGUGAGAGGGGUUCUGCAAACCAACUUACUGUGGACCAUGAGCCACAUACUGAGCGAAGAAGGAUUGAGAAGCAAGGUGGUUUUGUGACUACUCUUCCGGGAGAUGUACCUAGAGUUAAUGGUCAACUUGCAGUUGCACGUGCUUUUGGGGAUCAAAGCCUUAAAGCACAUUUGAGUUCAGAGCCUGAUGUAAGACAUGUGCCCGUAGGCUCUACUAUUGAAUUUGUUAUAUUAGCAAGUGAUGGAUUAUGGAAGGUUAUGAAGAAUCAAGAGGCAGUAGAUUUGGUGAAACCCAUAAAAGAUCCACAAGUAGCGGCAAAGCGUCUAACAACUGAAGCACUGGCAAGAAAGAGUAAAGAUGAUAUAUCAUGCAUUGUGAUCCGUUUUGGAUGAUACCGUUUGUGGUUGUCCUUCAUGGAUUAUGUCUUGUGUGGCCUUUCAUUGUGAAGAAAGUCGUGUUUGGGGCUAAUUGAGUCUUGUAAUGUGUUUUGUUUUUCGGUUACCCAGGAAAUAGAUUUUUCACUUUAGUUAAUCCUCGUGCCACCCCUUUAUAUAGGUACAUAUACAGAAGUUCACUUGGGGUGAAGCACAGGUAAUGGGUGCAGUACUCUAGUUAUUGUGCGCAAUAUUGUUGACAUAAAUAAGAUCAGUGUAGCUUCCAUGUAACAUAUGCAAUUGCUUUUCAUAUCAUAAUUGCUAUUAUUUUUCAA
Messenger RNA from Prunus avium (sweet cherry), 1462 nucleotides. Its product is annotated as putative protein phosphatase 2C 44. Gene Ontology annotation, biological process: protein dephosphorylation. The record is from RefSeq and is a predicted model, not a curated record. Gene Ontology annotation, molecular function: protein serine/threonine phosphatase activity. Lineage: Eukaryota; Viridiplantae; Streptophyta; Magnoliopsida; Rosales; Rosaceae.